GUAACCCGAGGUACCACUGUAAACAUAAUGCCCAUGGCAACAAUUCCCUUCUAAAGGUUCCUUGGGCAAGACAGGUGGGAAAACCAUUGCCUGAAGGCCAGCUGAGUCUGCCUCCCCUCACAUAGGAAGCUGGCCCUGCUGGAACCUGGCUGCCAAAAAAGGGAUCCAUGGCACCACCACUUCCACCUGGGUCCCUAGGUGACUAUACCCAUGAUCUAUCCUUCUUUUAAAAAGUGUUGUGAUGUUUGACUGUGUUCUGUCUUGGUAUUCUACACAGACACAUUUGAAAUGGCUGUAGACAUGCCAACAUUUAUGCUUUACUCAUUUCUGUCUUAUUUUCAGAAGUUCUUCUCUUACAAUGGGGUGGAUCCUUUUUGCCAGCAGUGACCCUUGCAAGACAAUUACUUAAGUUGCUUGGGGAGGGGAAUUCUUAGCAGACAAAUGCAGACAGUGGAAAGCCUAAGCAACCUCUUUCCACUGGUCUUUAACUCCCCAAUCACAGCCUUCCAAGACUGCUUUAAAUUAAACAAACGAACACUGAGGUCUGAGGAAAAAAGACCCUGAACUCUGUCACAUCUGGUUUAGCCCUUCAAAGACUGGUGUGUGUGUGUGUAUAAGGAAUGGAAAUUGACUGGCGAGGCAUGGGUAAAUAAAGUUAGCCUCUGCUGCUGUGACAUUGAUUCAGAUUUUGGCAGGAUAGGUAGAUUUAGUUCAAAGAGAAAUCAGAGAAUAGGCAAGAAUUGUUUCAAUAUACAUUCCAGGAACAAAAAGAGGCUAUGCAUUUGACCCUAGGCAGUUGCCAUUUCAGGAUGGCUAUUUUUACAGCUAAGAUGGCUAUAAAAAUUUCAUACACUAUUUUUCAAUGUCACACCCACCCCCCUCUUUUUCCUGCCCAUUUGAAAGGUUUGGAACAGGAGCACCUGUGCUUGCAUUAUUUUCUUUGUGAUAUAUAUUCUUGUUUUCCUUCAUCAGAUUCACCAUAUAAGCGGCAAACUAAAAAGGAUGAAGCUCAAGGAAUACAACAUAUGUUUUCCAUUUCCCAUGCAAAACUAUUUCUCCAUCUGAUUUAUUACCCACCUGAACAAAAUUAUGUUUUUAUUUCAUGCUUAUUUCAAUUUCCUCAGCAUCUCCCAUGUCUGGGGUGGGUAUGGGACAAGGAAUGUAAACUGCCAAUGAUGUUGGACAAAGAAAUCAGCUUUGAAAUACAAAUUUGCAGCAAAUCCAGGUUCUCUCCAUGCAUACAAAUGAAAAAUGCUGCUGCAAUAAUUUUUAAACUAGCAAAUGCAAGGUAA
This is a messenger RNA of Podarcis lilfordi (Lilford's wall lizard), 1292 nucleotides long. NCBI's taxonomy places the organism in Eukaryota, Metazoa, Chordata, Lepidosauria, Squamata, Lacertidae. The record is from the annotation of a GenBank genome assembly.